This is a messenger RNA of Boleophthalmus pectinirostris (great blue-spotted mudskipper), 1524 nucleotides long. Its product is annotated as prestalk protein-like. Lineage: Eukaryota; Metazoa; Chordata; Actinopteri; Gobiiformes; Gobiidae. The transcript has 12 exons. The record is from RefSeq and is a predicted model, not a curated record. The coding region runs from base 1 to 1524 and encodes 507 amino acids.
AUGUAUGGAGGCGCAGGAUAUGAAGGUUAUGUCCUUACAAAUGACCAGUAUAACUUCUCCCGUCCAUUUUACGGCUGUGUCUCUGAGAAUCUGUGCAACAACGCCAACCUGUCACAACUAUAUAUUGGCUUCAGUAGCCCAGUGUCCUGCUGCAACACUUCCCACUGUAACGUCCCAGAUCUGGGGUUACAGUGUUUGACGUGCACAGACUCGUCAUGUUCUUCUCAGCGCUCGGUGACCUGCUCCAAACUCGCCCCCUUCUGUUACUCUCAGGGCUACGCAGGUUCUUACAUUAGUGGAAACUCCAUCUACAGCUACAGUGGGAUCCAAAAAGGCUGUGCUCCUCCCUCAAUCUGUACAGCUGCAGGGUCUCAGGGUGUUUCUAAUGACAAUGGCGACAGUAUUUUCUUGAGCAACAUCACCACAUGCUGCGACACAGACGACUGCAACACUCCAAACCCGACCUUUCGCACACUUCAGUGCAUAAGCGGCUCCGACUCUGAGCAGCGUUCAGUCGACUGCCCCUAUUUAAGUAAAGCGUGUGUCUCUCAGUCCUACACAGUCUCCUACAACUAUGGAAACUACAGCAGUAACACCACCUCCACUUAUAAAGGCUGUGCUUUACCUUCGGAAUGUGAAGCUGAAGGCUUUUCUUCAUAUAAUUAUGGUCCCUACUCUGCUGAUGUAAACACCACGUGCUGCGACACAGACAACUGCAACAACCAGAAUCAGUCCCUUGUGGUGCCCCCUGUUGGCUCUCUGCAGUGUUACAGCUGUGAUCCUUUCACUUAUGAAUGCACUGCCAAUGUGAGCUGUAACACCCAGGAGGUGUGUGCACAGUCUGUGGAUGUCCUUACAAAUGACCAGUAUAACUUCUCCCGUCCAUUUUACGGCUGUGUCUCUGAGAAUCUGUGCAACAACACCAACCUGUCAAAACAAUAUAUUGGCUUCAGUAGCCCAGUGUCCUGCUGCAACACUUCCCACUGUAACGUCCCAGAUCUGGGGUUACAGUGUUUGACGUGCACAGACUCGUCAUGUUCUUCUCAGCGCUCGGUGACCUGCUCCAAACUCACCUCGUUCUGUUAUUCUUGGGGCUACGCAGGUUCUUUCAAUUAUGGAAACUCCAGCUACAGUGGAAUCCAAAAAGGCUGUGCUCCUCCCUCGGUCUGUACAGCUGCAGGGUCUCAGUUUUUUUCUUAUGACUAUGGCUCCAGGUCUUACCUCAGCAACCUCACAUGCUGUGACACAGACGACUGCAACGCUCCAGCCCCGUCCUCGCCCCCUGCUGGCUCUCUGCAGUGUUACGGCUGUGACCCAGACACAAAAGAAUGCAGACAAAAUGUGACCUGCAACGUCAUGGAGACCUGCACCAACACUUCUGUGGGGAACUACAGUCGGUACGGAUGUGUCUCUGAGAACCUGUGCAAAGACCUGUCCUGCUGCAACACCAACUAUUGCAACGUCCCACUGACCACCGGAGUGACCCGGCCCAUGACCACGCCCAUGACCAUGACCACGCCAUGA